AUGGAAACGCUUCCAUUGGAGCUUUUGCAACGAAUCUUCUUCUUCGCCACCAUUGACGGCGGCGCUACAUCCUGCUCCCUCGCCCUUGUCUCCAAGCACAUCCACAGCGUAUCUCAAUACCACCGGCUCGAUAACGUGGCGCUCAUGGGUCGACCAAAAUACAUGAUGGCACUGACACGACGGUUAGAAGCAGAAAAGGAACGCAACGCAACAUCUCGGGGUCGGCUCCGCCACCUAUUCCUGAGCUGCACGCAAUCCCAAUAUCUCCAGCUCGUGGAAAAGAGCAAGCGUUCCUUCUCUAGGCACGAAGGUCCCGUAUACCUCCCUGAGGGUUACGCCCCGCUGAACGGCGCAAACGACUCUACGAUAGAUUCCGGCAGCCUUCACGCUCAUACGAGUGCCUUCCGGUACGCCAAGUUUAUUAACGACCUCCUCCACGCUGCCGCUUCAGGGUUGGAGACGCUCGCCAUCAUCUUCCUCGAGCGCGACUUGACCCAAUACAUACGACUUCCAUCCACUCUUCCCACCCUCCGCGAGCUCACCGUAUCUGGCGCCCCGCCAUCGUGGCUGCUCGACCUCGCGGAGCCCCGCCCGCCGCACCAACCACCUCGGUUCCCGGCGCUCCGACGCCUUCAUUGGUACGACCGCCGGGGCCCAGGGGGCACGCUGGACGACAUCCCCGCGGUCGCGGAGCGGCUCCCCGCUCUGACGCACUUCCGCAUCACCGGCUACAUGGGCGACAGCAUGCCGGGCGUGUUCGACGCUUGCGCGGACGAAGACAUGCUGGAGCGCGUCGAAGACAGCGUGGAGCCCUGGGACCACCGAACGCAUCCAAAGGGUUGGUAUGGGCUUCCUGACUUCACGAUCGAGAGCACACUGGAUCCACCGAAGGUGCCCCUGUUGCCCCAGUGGCGCGGACUGCGGCAGUUCGUGAUACAGCCGUCGUUCGUGAGCUUCAUAGACGACUUCGAGUAUGACAAAGAAGGCGUGUUCGAACUGCGGUUGAUGUGGAUGUCGCUGGCGUCGGCGAGCCUGCCGGUAUACGUCUUCGCCCCCAUCUCCUGGAUGUACUCGGGGAGCGGACAGGCGGAGUCCGUGGACAUGUUGCACCUUUACCACGAGGAACGGAUUCGAGGGGACCUGGGUUGUUGGGCGGACGGAGAGAAGGGCAGGCGGGCGAUGCAGAAUGAUUACCCUCAAUAUCUGCAUUGA
Epithele typhae is the source of this 1212-nucleotide messenger RNA. RefSeq lists its product as uncharacterized. The transcript is spliced from 2 exons. Bases 1 to 1212 code for a protein of 403 amino acids. The record is from RefSeq and is a predicted model, not a curated record. Lineage: Eukaryota; Fungi; Basidiomycota; Agaricomycetes; Polyporales; Epitheliaceae.